UCUCCAGAAUAAUCAACUGAUCGGGAUUAAGGAUAUCACAUUCUAAAGUUUUCAGCUCAGUUUCCUUUAACCCGUUCAGAAGGAGAGACACAUUGAAAAUGGCUCCCAUGAUAACUGCAGGGCUUACCAGGCGGGGUAAGCCUAACUACAGAGAUAAGAAUAACUUCUAUUAUGUUUUCAAUGGGGAGAGGGCAGAGACCAAGAAUUGGCGAGAUCAUGCACUGCAACCAUAACAACGAGGAUAUCUACUGGAAACCUGGUAGGGGAUGUACUCCCAACUCAUGGCCAUACCAACAAGCUGCUGAAGACUAAAGCUAAGACCACAGAAAAGGCUGUGAUUGAGAAAUAUGCCAAUGUUCAAGGAGCCCUGCCUUCCAACGUGCUUCAGUAGAUCAGCUAAUCUAUGCUGAACUCUGACUUCCCAGGCCCGAUAAUCAGUGCCUCUUCAAAGUCAGCUAUCAAGAUGAAGCUCUGCAGACAGAAGCAGAUAAACAACUCAGGCCUGAGCUACCAAAGUCCUUUGAGGAGUACAUGAACAUUGAACUUCCCACUAAGUUUACUCAGGCAGCCGAUGGGGGUGAGUUCAUGUUUCACAAAGAUUGGGUUGACAAUGAGAGGACGCAGCCUUUAGUGAUGUUCAUGAGCAGAUGGUCUGCCGACAUUCUGAAAACACACAGUGUGUGGUUGUUUGAUGGAACUUUUAAGUCUGCUCCUCCCCCAUUCAGCCAGGUCUACAUUGGGAUGGCAGCAUCUGAGGUUGGUGGCCAGGGUAUACCAAGUUUCUAUUGCCUUCUACCAAACAAAAAGGAAGACAACAUACCUACAGCCGUUCAGCAAGAUUAAGGAGAGGGUGGGAGCACCUAACAGGCUAACUACAAUUAUUACUGACUUUGAACUGGCUGUGUUCAAGGCAUGUGAUAUUGUCUUUCCAGAUGUUCAGCACAAGGGUUGUAGAUUUCAUUAUAAUGCAGCUGUCUGGAAAAACCUGGGCACUAACAAGCUUCAAAGUCUAUUUUACCAGAAUCCACGUUUACAAGAGCUUAUCUAUAGCCUGUACAGCCUUUGCUAUGUACCUUCAGACCGGGUUAAUGAGUACUACCAUGAGGUUAUAACAAAACUGGUAGAUGAUGGUAAAGAGAAAGAUGAAGAAUGGGAAGACUAUCAAGAGGAGAUUAAUGCCUUUGCUUCCUAUUACAGGACGACAUGGAUUAAAAAGAGAGGAGGCAGAGGUGCACUUUUUAAGCCUGGAACCAGUACGCCACUGUCCUUGAGGGGGGACUUGAAACCAACAACAUGCUGGAGUCAUUUAAUAGAACCUGGAAUAGUUUGUCUGGCUACAGCCCGAAUGUAUUUGCUAUCCAAGAGCUAUUUGUUAAACAGGAUGCUGAGGCUAGGAGGGCUUAUCUAUCGAAUGCAGUCGGCCUGGACAUGGCGACAAAUUCAGGUCAAAAGAAGAGAUCAAAGGACUCCAGACAGAGGGUGAAAUUUGUUGUAGAAGCUUUCCAUACCAUGCCAAAAGCUGAUUAUAUCCAAACCCUUGCACAUGACCAGCAGAAGAUAAAUAAUGAUAAAUAAAGAUCACCUGUAUGUAUUCCUAUGUAAAAUGUAUUUAA
Messenger RNA from Eurytemora carolleeae, 1613 nucleotides. RefSeq lists its product as uncharacterized. The transcript has 2 exons. The record is from RefSeq and is a predicted model, not a curated record. NCBI's taxonomy places the organism in Eukaryota, Metazoa, Arthropoda, Copepoda, Calanoida, Temoridae. Bases 692 to 1483 code for a protein of 263 amino acids.